AUGGUCCAAAUCUCUAAAAAACGUGUUCGUAGAAACACAAUUGUUUUAGAUAGUGGCUUAAAUUCGGUUAUAACUGCAUUACCGCCUGGUAAUACAGUAUCAACUACUAGCUCUCAAAAUGGUUUGAGUGCAGAUCUCACUCCUGUGAUACAGGUGAAAGAUGUUCUGUUAGAGAACUCUGAGUUCUGUAAACUAAACCUCCUUUUGAAAGAUAUGCAGAGGCAAGUAAGUGAAAUUCAGAAAAAAUUAGAUCAGUUUGAUAGUAUGUCACUGCCAAUCUCAAAUACCACGGAGAGCCGGUCUGAUAUUGGUCAGGUUAAGUGUUUACUGGAUGUAACUCAAAAUAAGCUUUUGAAUUUAGACCCAAUAGCCUGUCUUUUAGAAAGGCAUCCUAAAAUAUCUCCAGACAACCUAAAUAAAGCUGAAAAUCUGAUUGACUGCUUGGCUACGGAGGUGAUGAAGCGUAUAACCUCUUCUCACCAAGCUAUAGUUUACAACGUCCCAGAUUCUCUGCCCCUGAAAACUGUAAGACACAAAAUCCUGAUUUGUUGCGGCAUGGCUAGUGUUCCAUGUGAAUGCAAACGACUUCGUAAAAAGUCUAACCAGGCUAAUUGCCCAAUCAUUUUUAAAUUCAGUAAUUCCCUUGAUGCUAGUAAGUUUACUAAAUGUCAGGAUCACUUAAGACUGAAUAGCAGUUAUAAGUCUAUAACCGUAGCUCAGGAUAAAACACCGUGUCAGCGCAGAAUAAUGCGUAGUAAUAACCUGGUCACCUCCUCUAGCUUAGAUUUACCAAAUAAGGAUCGUGCACAGCAACAGACACCUAGUGCUGAAACUAGCAUUCAGCAAACUACACAACAACCACACCUGCCAAUGGAACUAGGAACUGAUUUAGAUACCAGUACCCCUGUAAAUAAAGCCUCAUCGAAAGAUGUUAAAAUGACUAGAACUUCUGCAAGUUGUUCUAAGAAAUUUCCCCCCAAACGUAGUAACCUCACCACGAUGAACAAAUUUCGCAGGGUUGAGACUAAUGAUGGGGAAGAAUACUUUGUAUUCAAUAAGCCUGCUGAGAGUAAGAAUGCCAACAAACCAUCACUUGUUACGAAAAACUCCUCUCGAAACAUAAGUAUAUCUGGAGGUGUUCCGCAUGCUCCACCUUAUAGAAAGUCAGGCUCCAAGACUCCUAAAGUCUUGCAGCCAAAGCACCUUCCUUCACAAUUCCCUUUAAGUUAUAAAAACAACCCGAAGGUGUAUACCGGUAUGACGAAUAGCAGUUGGAUGGGUAGACCUUCUGAUGCUAUGCCUUUUAACCGUCAACCUAGGCCCAACCUGUACUACCCUUAUAUCCAGGAACACAUGGUAAAUUUUCCAGGUGUCCCGAAUCACUGGUACGACCCAUGGCACCUAGGACCACCUCAUUGCACUCCAACCCGAUGUACAGACACCCAGUCCGACCUCCUUUUCAUUCAUAAAUUCUUGCGGUGCUGA
Trichobilharzia regenti is the source of this 1485-nucleotide messenger RNA. NCBI's taxonomy places the organism in Eukaryota, Metazoa, Platyhelminthes, Trematoda, Strigeidida, Schistosomatidae. The record is from the annotation of a GenBank genome assembly.